GUGUUUCCGGUGCUCUUCGCUCUCGUUUCGGGCGUUCACUUGGCCUGGCUGAGGGUGGCUACUUUCCAGCCGGAAUCCGGCUGCCGGUAUCCCGCGUUUCCCUUUUCACCGCGGUGCAGUCAGUGAAGUGAACGGCCCUUCGAAGCCGCACCGGGAGGGAUUCCCUGCCGCCGCCGCCGUUUGUGAAGGACUCGGAGGCUGGACUGUGCUCACAAUGAAAGCAAUCAUUCAGAGAGUGUCGAAAGCGAGCGUCACGGUUGGUGAGCAGCAAGUAAGCAGCAUCGGACGAGGACUCUGUGUUUUGCUUGGGAUUUCUGUGGAUGAUACGCAAAAGGACGUUGAAUACAUGGUGCGGAAGAUCCUCAACAUCCGGCUGUUCGAGGAUGAGAACGGUCGGGCUUGGAGCCAGAGUGUAGUGGACCGGGAGCUGGAGGUGCUGUGCGUCAGCCAGUUCACUCUACAGUGCUACCUGAAGGGGAACAAGCCUGACUUCCACGGGGCCAUGCCAGCCGAGCUGGCACAGCCUUUCUAUACCAGCAUGUUGGAGCAGAUGAGGAGCGCUUACCGGCCGGAGCUGGUCAAGGAUGGCCAGUUUGGGGCCCGCAUGCAGGUGCACAUUCAGAACGACGGGCCAGUCACCAUUGAGCUGGAAUCUCCCACUGGGCCCAUGGAUUCUAAACAGCUGGCUAAGCUGGAGAAGCAGCAGCAGCGAAAGGAGAAAACCCGACCCAAGGCGACCUCCGAGUCGGGCAGAGAGAAGGCUGCCUCGCGGCCCAAGGUGGACCCGAGCGCCAGCAGCGGGGCCGAGGGAGACGUGUCGUCCGAGAGGGAGCCCUAAAGCGGCUGCCUGAAGGUCACAUUUUCAGGACUAAAGGACCUGGUACCCUGAACAGCUGUCAUCCACUGUAACCCUGGGUUUUUGUGGGCAUCUUUCUCAGGGGGCCAUGAGGCUGUGGGUUACAUUAUACACCAGGAAAUCCACGUACUGUUCCUCCUCUCUCUUCUCCAUCGCCUUUGUACAUGAACACAGGGACGGCAGUAGGAUUCAGCCUAAAUGCAUGUAACUAUGGCAAUGGUGGCAAAAGAAUGUAAAGAAACUGGGUGUCCAACUUUUAUUUCCUCUUUUGGGGGGAAAAUAUAAAAUGUGGAUAUCAGCUUUUUUGCAUUCACUUUUUUUCUUAUAAAUCUUAAAACUAUUACAGAAUAUUUGCUCUUUGGUAUUGGUAACGUGGAAUAAUUUGAAAUCACACAAGGCUGUGAAAAGAUUGAGUGUUUCGCUCUGACUUGUCAGCCAGUUUCAUGGUGUCCAUAUUAGUCUUGUGAAAGGAGAGGGAAUCCUGCCAUUGCAGCGCUGCCACUUUGUUUAGAACUGAGUACGUUUUAAUAAAUAGAUGUUUGUGUGUAAGACAUUCAAGAGAAGAUAUCAAUUCUAAACUCAAAUCACCUGCCUGUUUUAUUCUGAAUCGUAAAAAGUCAGAUGAACACUUUUGAACAGACACUCGUAAUUUAGAUUUGCAAAAUGUAUCAGGGUAAUUGCUAAGAAUGUGUUUAAUUUUUGAAUUUGAAAAUUGUCUGCAUACAUGUGUUUGGACUGUAAACUUGAAACAUAAUCUGCCAUUUUGUAUUUAUUUGUAUCACUUUGAAUUUAAGCUUGGGUGUAUAUUUUAUAAAGAAUAUAACAAAACAUGUUACAUGUUUUCUAAUAAGUUAUGUACUGCUGUGUACAUGAUUUAUAUAUACAUGGUAGGUACAGGAGUGUGUUCGCUAUGCUUUGUGCGUGCGCCCGCAUCACUGAUGUGUGUUGCUUGUACACACACGUCUGUGUGUUCAUUAGGGUCCCUAUCCAGUCUUUCCAAAAAGCAACAAGCUAAGCACUGGCUCCACACACACAAUAUGCAGUGCUCCUUAGUUCACAAGAUGUGAAUUUAAUUUAAUUUGCCCUCUCUGUCAUGGGCCUGUCAGGUUCUUGCUAUAAGUUGCCCAUCAAGCCGGUUCUCUGGCAUGUUCGCUGCACAAUAGUUGUCCCUUUCUUCUGUCAUUUUAAUUCCGUGUGUGUGUGUGUCCGUGUCCUCGACCUCAUUGCAGCACAAUCAGGUCAUCCUCCAAACAAGAGGAAAUAAACACAUUGAACCUUUGGUGAGAUGCACUCAUGGAGGACAGUUUCAUGUUCUUGUUCCAAGUGCUUUAAGCUAAAUAUUCAAAUGCAUUUGUAAAAACUGACA
Molecule: messenger RNA, 2222 nt
Organism: Scleropages formosus (Asian bonytongue)
Lineage: Eukaryota; Metazoa; Chordata; Actinopteri; Osteoglossiformes; Osteoglossidae
Gene: dtd1
Product: D-aminoacyl-tRNA deacylase 1
Exons: 6
Coding region: 215-838 (207 amino acids)
Biological process (GO): tRNA metabolic process
Cellular component (GO): cytoplasm
Molecular function (GO): D-tyrosyl-tRNA(Tyr) deacylase activity
Source: RefSeq, a predicted model, not a curated record